CAACGCUAUGGUGGACGGUUCCGUUUUCGACUUGCUGAGCCCCAUAGGCCAACUGCAUAUGAAGGCUGCGGCGGCUGGGCUUCCUGUUCCAAACCUCACCGUCUCCACCGCAGAAACUGCGCAAGUCCCCCCUUCAUCGACCCUCCCUCCUAUGCGGACGGACGCCUUACUGAAGCCGUUCAAAUUUGACCCAGCCAAACAAGCUCGCUUCGAAGCUUUUCAGGUCUUAAUUCGACGUGGAUUCUCUUCUGAUGAAGCAUACACACGCUCUUCCGGCGAUGUGGAUAUGCCGAGUGAGGAUCGCGAGCGAGAAGUUAGCUCAUUCAACGCUAUCUUGCGAGCUUCGCAUUUGCCCGUUUCCUCGGCGGAACGCCACCACAAGCCGAACACUGUGUCGGAUGCCGAAGACAGAGAACGCCCAAUAGCCAAUCUUCCUGAUCACAAAUUGCGGCUGGUUGCAGAUCUACUUUCGUCUAGAUUCCGGUCGGCAGGUUGUAUGGACAUUAGCAAGGAGUUAUCGGAGGCGGAGGAAAAAGCACUACGCGCCAAAGUUGAGGGAGAACGCGUACCAGGCUGA
This is a messenger RNA of Dicrocoelium dendriticum, 577 nucleotides long. Lineage: Eukaryota; Metazoa; Platyhelminthes; Trematoda; Plagiorchiida; Dicrocoeliidae. The record is from the annotation of a GenBank genome assembly.